AUAUGUUGAAGCUUAAAUUCAUAAGCCUUUUACAGCUACUGACCAGCCCAGCAUUAGGAUGACAAGCAUUCAAAACCUUACUCUGAAUAAGACAACUCGGCUUCAAGCACUUACACCUGGCCGAAAAGCAGCGGCGACUUUAAUUGUGCUGAUAGAUAGGGGAAUUUAUUCUCUAUUGGUGUUUCUAGGGUUUCUUACGGGAAUUUAUUCUCUCUACUAUGAAAUAUGAAUUAAGGAAGAUGAAAUUGAUAUUUAUAUUGCAGGGAAGAAGUCUCAUCUUGUUCAUAAUCAAAAUUUAAGUAUUUUUCAGCUGGAUAUUUCAAGUUCCAACUCUCAUUCAAGUCCUUCAUCCUGCAAGAAUCAACCGCGCUGGGCCUUUACUCUUUUCAGUUUCAGAGACAAGAGUAGAAGAGAUGCUAAUAGUGGAUUCUAUGAUCCAAACGCUGACGGAACAAGUGUUCAAAGCUCUUGUGAACCAAGCUCAAUUUUCGCUUGAGUUUAGCGGCCAGUUUAAGCAGAUGAAGACAGGGCUUGAUCUUGCCAGGGCUUUACUUGCAGACACAGAGAAUCUCAAUCACAAGAACGAAACUGUCAGGGCAGGCUUGUCAAAUUUGAAGGAAGUGAUUUAUAAAGCUGAUGAUGUACUCACAGAUUGCUUGGUCAGAGAUGAAUAUAGGAAAGAUGCAUCCUGGGCCGUUAACUUGCUUCACGAUCCAUUCUUCUAUCAUCGUACGGGCAAGAAGCUGAGAGACAUUAAUCGGCAUAUGAAGGAGAUAGAGAAGACAUUGGGCAGGUUUUUGAAGGCUCCAGAUAGCAUCCAUGCAGAUGAUUCAUACCAAGUUAGGGGAAUUAUGUCACAGGACUGGAACCCAACUGACACCAUUGGAUUGGAUGAAGAUGUCGAAAAGAUAAAGGGUUGGAUGUUUGACACCACCAAACCGCUUCACCGCAUAGGCAUUGUGGGAAUGGGGGGCUUAGGCAAAACUACCAUUUCCCAGAAAAUCUUUCAUGAUGUGAAAGUAUUAGCCCACUUUGACAAGAUGAUCUGGGUGUGUGUUUCGCAGUCUUUCAGCGCCGAGCGGAUCAUGAGGAGCAUCCUGGAAAGGUUAGAAGAAAAUGUCUCUGGUUUUGGUCUUACUCAGAUUUUGAGGAAAAUUCAGGGAGGACUUAAAGGGAAGAGAUGCCUCAUUGUUAUGGAUGAUGUGUGGAGUCACACAGAGGUGGACUGGUGGACUAACCUGUGUUCUGUUUUACCAGAACAAAACAGCUGCAUCAUAAUUACAACUAGAAAUGAAGAUGUCGCAAUUAGUAUGGGAGUUGAGAGCUUGCGAAUUCACCGUCCCAAUACUCUUAACGAUGAUGAAAGCUGGUCUUUGUUCUCCAAGUUUGCAUUUUCUUCAAGCAGGGGAAUAUGCCCGGAUGACCAGUUUGAAAAUCUUGGAAAGGAACUCUUGAAGAAAUGCGGCGGACUGCCACUAGCAAUCAAGACCAUAGGAUCCUUAUUGGCAUCAAAGAUCAACUCCCCUUCCCAGUGGAGAGACAUUCUUGAAAGUUUUCAUGCCUUAACAACAGAGGGAAAAGCUAGUUCAGUUAUGGCUUCUUUGCGGUUGAGCUAUGAUGAACUCCCGCCUUUUCUGAAACAAUGCAUGUUGUGUUUCUCCAUCUACCGUGAAGACGCUGAGAUAAGUGCCGAUCAGUUAAUUCACUGGUGGGUGGGAGAGGGCCUGGUUCAGGGCAAAGGCUCAAAAACAGCAGUAGAAGUGGGAUAUGAAUAUCUUGCAGAACUUAUCAGCAGAUGCCUGGUUGAAAUCGUGCAGCAGCGAGGCUUUGAUGGGAGAGUCUAUAAGUGCAAGAUACAUGAUAUGGUGAGAGAAAUGAUAAUCAUGAUUGCGGAGGAGGAGGAGUUUUGCAGUUUCAACGAACAAAGCAGGCAGAAGUUGACAGCAAAUUCUCGGUGGUUAAGUUUUAUUGAUGAAAUGGAUGAAAAAUCGUUGAAAUAUAGUUCAAAGCUCAGGGCAAUGUUACUGAUGUCAAGCCGCCGAUUUGAGUUUGACAGGAUUUCGGGGUUUCUGCGAUCCCUGAGAAUGUUGGAUUUAUCAAACUGCACAGUGGAUGAGACUUGUGUAAAGGAUCUCUUCAACUGGAUCAGUUCCCUUAAGCGCCUAGCAUCUUUGAACUUGAGUGGUAUCCAAGCCCUAAAAGAAGUGCCAUCCUCAAUUCAUAAACUCCUCAACCUCCAACUGUUGAUUUUAAAUGGGUGCAGCCAUCUAGAAAAGAUACACCCAUCAAUCGCUAAUUUGAAGAAGCUGAUUAUCUUGGACCUUGUGGGGUGUCCCAUCCAGUACUUGCCUCAGGGAUUAGGAAGGCUGUCUUAUCUUCAAGAACUCUCCGGAUUCAAGGUUGUGAAUCAGCAUAGAAAGCAAUGUUUCCAGCUUCUUGAGAUUAAGGACCUGAUCCACCUAAGAGUACUGCGAAUGCAUAUAAGUGAUGUCGCCGAAAUCACAGACAAUGAACUUGAUGUCUUAUCUCAGCUUAAAAUGCUCAAGGUUCUAGCUAUCGAUGCAGAAGAUUGUAGAGAGAAAGAUGUUUUCGAAAUGCUAGAUAAGCUGACCCCUCCUCCAAGCCUCCAAGAGCUGUAUCUGAGGUAUUACCGACGAGAAACUCUCCCCAGCUGGGUCAAUCCCAAACAGCUUUCUAGAUUGAAGUAUCUUUGUAUUGAGAAUAGUGACCUUGUCAAUCUAAGCAGUGGUCACCCCGCUUGGAAAGUCGAAGGUCUGUGUUUGAAGUACUUGAUGAAGCUAGACUUACAGUGGAAGGACUUGGAGAAGGAUAUGCCUGCACUACGCUACAUGGAGAUUAGCCAUUGCUACAAGCUGAAAGAUUUCCCGUGCUCUGUUAUUGAAUCCGGGAUCUGGAGAAAGAAUCAAGAUUAAGGUGUCAGAUUGCUGAGAAUUGACAAAUCACCUGCUAUUUGGAGGUAUUGCUUAAAUUUGAUCACUGGUGACUUGAAGAUAAUUCUGGCUUCAUACUGGACUAUUGCAGCAGUACAAACUGAUGCAUCAUUAUUGGAGAAAAAAUCAAGAAACCAGGACUGUUGUUUAACAUACUUCUGGUUUCUUGCUGUAGCAAUAACCAUAUAAUUCUUGUUGGAGUGUAGCGUUUUCUGUUAUUGUUUUAGUUGAGAGGAAGAGUGCAGAGUGCAGUAUUUUUAAAUUACAAGGUAUGUGCUUUCUAUUUACUUGGUCAUGUCCUGCAAGGAUGAUGAAUUUGUAUGUUAUUCAAAAUGGCGUGCAUUCCAUCUUGAACGCAUCUGUAAUACGAGUUUUUCAUUCGAUUCAUAACACAAGAUUGUAAAUUGCACUGUUGUACUAAUAAGGAUUCUAUGCU
Prunus avium (sweet cherry) is the source of this 3387-nucleotide messenger RNA. Its product is annotated as disease resistance RPP13-like protein 4. Gene Ontology annotation, biological process: defense response to other organism. NCBI's taxonomy places the organism in Eukaryota, Viridiplantae, Streptophyta, Magnoliopsida, Rosales, Rosaceae. The record is from RefSeq and is a predicted model, not a curated record. Gene Ontology annotation, molecular function: ADP binding; ATP hydrolysis activity.